AUGCCACAGCUUUCAACAAAGAGGAAGUUUUUUGAUGAAGAUGAAUAUACACCUGGUUCAAAAGUUAAAAAAUCAAAAAAACAGGUAAAACCACCUGUUAUAGACAAUCAAUCUGAUGACGAUAAUUCAAGUGGUUUUCAAGGCUUAAUACCGAAGAACGCCGUCCUUAAUAUAAGUAAACUACCGUACAAAGCGUCUUCAAACGGUGUCAUUGAUUAUUCAUCAAUAAAAUUGAAGACCCAUCAUGCCAGUCGACCGCUUUGGAUAAAUCCCGGUAAUGGCCAUAUAAUCUUGGAAGCAUUCUCGCCUUUUGCUGAAAAGGCCCAAGAUUUUCUAAUAACUAUAAGUGAACCUGUCAGUAGACCUUCUCUUAUACAUGAGUACAAAAUGACUCCUUAUUCACUUUAUGCUGCUGUUUCCGUGGGUUUAGAAACAGAAGCUAUAAUUGACACUGAAAUUCCUGAGUCUGUCACUGAAAUGAUACGUGAAUGUACGAUAUCAUAUGGCAAGGUAAAGCUUCUACUGAAGCAAAAUCGUUACUUCGUGGAAUCUUCUCAUCCCGAAGUUUUACAAAUGCUUUUGCGAGAUCCUGCCAUUGCAGAAGCUAGAAUAAAUAAUGAUGAAUCUGUCCAAGACUCUUUUAUAACAAAUAAAGCUCCAACUAGUAAAGAUUUAGUAAUUCCGGGCAAAAGUAUGCCUACUACUGAUGCUGAUAAUAAAACUAAAGAAAAUAACCCUCAAGAUGAUGAGUUAUUAUUUAAUACUGUUGUUGCGAUUGACAAAGGUAAAAUAUACAUAAAAAUUAUUUAUCAAAACGUAAAGAAAAGAUGUAAUGAACUUAAUUAUCCAAUGUUGGAAGAAUAUGAUUUUCGAAAUGAUGCAACUCUUGCUCCACUCGAAAUUGAUCUGAAACCUAUUACAGUCAUUCGUCCAUAUCAGGAAAAGUGUUUGAGCAAGAUGUUUGGAAACGGACGUGCGAGGUCUGGUAUCAUCGUCUUGCCAUGUGGUGCUGGUAAAACCCUUGUAGGCAUAACAGCCGCAUGCACUAUUAAAAAGAGCUGUCUCGUUCUUUGCACCUCGGCAGUUUCAGUAAUGCAAUGGAAACAGCAAUUCUUACAGUGGUCAAAUAUUAAAGAAAGUCAAAUUUCUGUUUUCACUUCAGAUCAAAAAGAAAAAUUUAUAGGACAAUCUGGUAUCGUGAUUUCCACAUACAGUAUGGUAGCUAAUACACGAACAAGGUCUUAUGAGGCAUCAAAAAUGAUGGAUUUUAUAACUGGCCGUGAAUGGGGCUUUAUAUUAUUAGAUGAAGUUCAUGUCGUACCUGCUAACAUGUUUCGUAGAGUUGUAACCACUAUUGCUGCUCACACAAAGCUUGGACUAACUGCAACCUUAGUACGUGAAGAUGAUAAGAUUCAGGACUUGAACUUUUUGAUUGGUCCCAAAUUAUAUGAAGCAAAUUGGAUGGAUUUGGCGUCUAAAGGACACAUAGCCAAUGUGCAAUGUGCUGAAGUUUGGUGUGACAUGACUCCUGAAUUUUACGCUGAAUACCUUAAAGCUUCUUCAAGAAAACGCAUGUUAUUAUAUGCAAUGAAUCCAAAUAAACUCCAAGCUUGUCAAUUCUUAAUUCAGUAUCACGAAGAAAGAGGUGACAAAGUUAUUGUAUUUUCGGAUAAUGUAUAUGCUUUAGAGGUUGGUGAUACUUCUAUUGAUUUGCCUGAAGCGACGUGUUUAAUUCAGAUUUCAUCACAUUACGGGUCUAGACGUCAAGAAGCACAACGCUUAGGACGUAUUCUAAGAGCAAAACGACGUAAUGAUGAAGGGUUUAAUGCUUUCUUCUAUUCAUUAGUAUCAAGGGAUACACAAGAGAUGUUUUAUUCUACUAAACGGCAACAAUUUCUGAUUGACCAAGGAUAUGCAUUUAAAGUAAUCACCAAACUUGAAGGCAUGGAAAAGGCAUCGGGAUUAGUAUAUAGAGAUCAUAAUGAACAAAUGAAACUUUUAGGGGAGGGAAUAGUUCGCCGUUCUGUCGGUACUAUGAAAAGUUUGUCUGGUGCUGAUCAUAUGGCAUAUUUUGAAGGUAAUAGCGGCCAUAGUAAACCCAGUGGUUCGGUACCAAAAAAGAAAGCUCCUGCCAAAGAACAUCAUCCAUUAUUUAAGAGACAAUGGAUGAGAAAGUAG
This is a messenger RNA of Cetraspora pellucida, 2178 nucleotides long. The record is from the annotation of a GenBank genome assembly. Lineage: Eukaryota; Fungi; Glomeromycota; Glomeromycetes; Diversisporales; Gigasporaceae.